Moneuplotes crassus is the source of this 1628-nucleotide messenger RNA. NCBI's taxonomy places the organism in Eukaryota, Ciliophora, Spirotrichea, Euplotida, Euplotidae. The record is from the annotation of a GenBank genome assembly.
CUUUUUUUUACUGUUAAAAUGGGCAAGAACGAGAUAUUUAAAUUGAUUCAAGACUGUUCUACUGAGACUUCUACAGUAAAACCACUAUCAGACUCUACUACAAUGCAAGAGAGGGAUGUAAACAUCCAGUCAGUCGAAAAAUCAUCUUGAGAUGAAGCUAACUUUAAAGACAAAGCUGAGACUAAACCAGAUAGAGUCUGUAAUAAAGAUAAUUUAGAGGGAAGAAACAGCACUGAGCCUGAACUAAAUCAAGUGAAAGCCCUCACUAGUUGUACCAACCAAGACUCUAAACAUGGCAUUGUAGGACAAGAGAAUACCGAACACCAGAGUGAAGAUACUUCUGAGUCCCAACUUCUUCAAACAAAAGAGGAGGGGAAUUUAAAUUCUAAUACUACAGAUAUUACUAUGAACAAAUCUGAUGAAGAGUUGAGUGGACUCUUAACCGAGAAUUCACGAAAUAUUCAAGAACUCAGUAAUGACACUGGAAAUCUCGAAGAUGCCAAAGCUGAAGAUUCUACUGAAGAGCAUGAGAAUGACAAAGACGACCUUCAGACAAAUGACCUUCUAGAAGAUUUAUCUGAAGAAGAUGAUGAGAUCGAUCGUGAUCUCACAGAAGCUCUUCAAUUAGAGGAGCAAGAAGAGCUAGUUGAAGCGGAUGUAUUCGAACACAAUGACUCUGAAGACUCUGAUUCAGUAAAAAUGUCGAAUCUGCUUGAAUUGUCAACUAAUACCCUCUCUUAUGAAAGAUUUUACCCGGGAAGGAUCCUAGGCAAUACUUUUGUUGCUAAAAAUAACUCUGAUGUACCAAUGAAAUUCACAAUUUCUUUUGAGAACACUGAAAUAGAUCAAAAGCUUGUGAACGAGAAGCUGUGUGAAUAUUAUUCCUGUGACUCUACCGAUGACAUAGAAGAUUCAUACAGUAAACAUCUUAAAACUAAGAUAGAUACUAGUGAAGAAGCUUUAAAUGCCUGGCAUCUUGAAGAUCCCUACACUAAAAAGCUGGCCCAAGCUAUUGACUUUGAGCUCGGUCCCUAUUCUGAAGAAGAAUUCAUCAUCGUACUGAAGUCUCCAGUGCAAAAUAAACAAGCCCUUUACACAUCAAAUAUUGUUUUACAUCAGUAUGAAAAUGAUUACAAGGAUUUUGUUUUCUGCUUUGGAUUUUUAGAGCAACUUAAAAUUUCGAUUCCAAAGGAAAUGUACAACACAAAACUUGAUGCCAAAAUGGUAAAGAUUGUUAUGAGACGUAAACAACAAGGACAAAUCAUAAAGUUGCUCCUAGAAAACAAAGGUGACAUGCCUGUGGUCUCCAACUUCCAGAGUGUCGAGAUGGAACAGAGCGUCCAAUUCUACUUACCGAACAGCAAGGUAUUCUUAGAGCCUAGAUCUCGAGCAUUACUCGAGAUCAAAGCUUUACAAAAGCUCCCUUGCAAACCUUCUGAAGACUCUUCCAAGCCUGAGGUUAUCCACAAGCUGGUUGUAGCGAAGGUAAAAGACUGUGAGUUCAAAUUCAGCAUUGUUUUUGAAAUCACUAUCAUCUAAUCCUCAAUCGAACGACUCAGUUCUACAGAGGAAAUCUGAACAUCAACAGAUGUUCACUUGUAUUCUGUUAUAGAAAAGUUAGUUAUUUC